This is a messenger RNA of Cryphonectria parasitica EP155, 1545 nucleotides long. RefSeq lists its product as uncharacterized. The transcript is spliced from 2 exons. Lineage: Eukaryota; Fungi; Ascomycota; Sordariomycetes; Diaporthales; Cryphonectriaceae. The record is from RefSeq and is a predicted model, not a curated record. Bases 1 to 1545 code for a protein of 514 amino acids.
AUGCCGCGCAAGCUCCUUCCAGCCCCCUCAGCCCAAGAGGCAGAUGCUGAUGGUGACAUGGAGAUGGGCUACUCUGACCCCACGCGUCAAGAUGCACGAGAUACCAGCAUUGGCCCCACCAACCAUGAUGGCGACAAAAAUCGAGUUGUGCCCAGGCCCACUGGCCAUAGCCUUAUCAACAUUGUUGAGAACACGCCGCAGGACAUCGAUCAGCUUGUCAUUCGCCAACUGACAGAGGACUUGAGCGCGUACCGUUACGACUUGGACUUCUGCCGUGCCCAGCUGGACCCUGAUAUGGUCGGAGGCAUCACCCCUCACGAGGUCCGCACAUUUCAGCUGCGUAUCCUCGACCUUGGUCACCAGAUGCGCAUGCUUCAGCACCGCAUCCAGCUAAUGCAGGCUGGCAUGAACAAUGCGCGUCAUGUCGCUAGUAUGACCGGUAAGGCCGGUACUAUGACGGCCAGCGCAUAUUACGGCGCCUGGCCUCCUGGCACAAACUCUCAGCCCGAUGUCUACAAUGGUGGUGGUGCAGCCGCCGCUCGAGGCCAGUACGGUGGUGGCACUCCCAUUUCGUCAAUUCAGUCUUCAACUGCAGGCUACGGUGGUUAUCCAGAUGGCCCUCAGGAGCGACGUGGCCCUGGCCGUCCUCCUGGUUCCAAGAAUCGGCCCCGACCUUUUGGCGAGUUCACGCCCUCGUCUUCACUUACUGCAAAUGGUUCUGCCAAGGCUGCUGCGCUGGCCAGCGCUGGUGCCAAGCGCAUGCUGCCUGAUGAGAUACGUGUCGCGACUCCUGAUCGUGAUGCCUCUACUCCUGGCGUGGAUGGCCGCGCUACCAGCGAGAUACCUGCUGCCAAGCGACCCCGCCACGAUGUUCGGGUCGGCUCUCCGUUGAGCCACACCACCGAGGAUGACAAUGCUGCUCCUACCAUCAGCAAGCUCUACAAAACCAGCUCGGCUGCUGGCAAAUCCACUUUAAAGAAUACUGCUGAGGACGAACGUGAGGACUCGAGUGCCUCCGCCGGCCCAUCCAUCGCCGUUGGCAGCAACACUAAGAAGACGAACACCUUUCUUGCCGCCAACUCGACUGCAACCCCCUCGACGCCUGUUGAGAAACCCAGUGCUGCCCACCCGCGUGUCACGUCCCCACCCUCUUCUAGUCCUGCGGUUGCAGGCUCUGGCCCACGUGGCGAUACCUUUCAACGCCUCGGCCACUGGAUGUGCACGCUCUGCACAUCCCAAAAGUAUUUACAGCAACCUGCACCCAAGCAGCCAUCGGAACCCUCGUCGUGGCCGCUGCGGGAUAUUAGCAAGAUGGUAACGCACCUGACGCGUAUGCACACUGAGCACAGCAAUACCGAGCGUUGUAUGGAGCUGGGCAGCGCGCUGGACCAGAACCGUGGUCCCUUCAAGUACUGGAUCAGGAUCACAAAGAAGGAGCGCUUGACAGACGAGGAAUUGGAUGCAAUCAUAACCGAGCUGAUUGGUGGUAACCUCCCUGACACACUGCGCCGCCUGAGCAGCGCUGCUGCCGCCUUUCCCAAGUAG